This is a messenger RNA of Alosa sapidissima (American shad), 7341 nucleotides long. It is a transcript of the gene myh11a, whose product is annotated as myosin, heavy chain 11a, smooth muscle. Gene Ontology annotation, cellular component: myosin complex. Gene Ontology annotation, molecular function: ATP binding; actin filament binding; cytoskeletal motor activity. Lineage: Eukaryota; Metazoa; Chordata; Actinopteri; Clupeiformes; Clupeidae. Bases 151 to 6096 code for a protein of 1981 amino acids. The transcript has 41 exons. The record is from RefSeq and is a predicted model, not a curated record.
UAAAUGUCCUUCUGAGGUGAUAUUUGGCUAAUUUGGACGGUUCGUCUUUGGAGUACCUCGUCGACACAGGACUCUCCAAACCCUAACUUUCCAAAUCCAACCCCCCCAUUGAAUCAGCUGCAAUUCAUUCCUCCCCUCCCAACGUCCAUCAUGGCUAAGAAGCAAAUGACGGAGGACGAAAAGUUCCUCUUCCUGGACAAAGACUUCAUCAACAGUCCUGUGGCUCAGGCCGAUUGGGCAGCCAAGAAGCUGGUGUGGGUGCCCUCCGAGAAGAAUGGCUUUGAGGCGGCCAGCAUCAAGGAGGAGCAUGGCGACGACGUGCUGGUGGAGCUGGCCGACAAUGCCAAGAAGUUGACCGUCAACAAGGACGACAUCCAGAGGAUGAACCCGCCCAAGUUCAGCAAGGUGGAGGACAUGGCCGAGCUCACUCACCUGAACGAGGCCUCCGUGCUGCACAACCUGAGGGAGCGUUACUUCUCUGGCCUCAUCUACACCUACUCCGGCCUCUUCUGUGUGGUGGUGAAUCCCUACAAAAUGCUGCCCAUCUACUCAGACAAAAUCAUUGAGAUGUACAAAGGGAAGAAGCGCCACGAGGUUCCCCCACACAUCUACUCCAUCACCGAUAAUGCCUACAGGAACAUGAUGCAGAAUCGUGAAGACCAGUCUAUUCUCUGCACAGGGGAGUCUGGGGCAGGAAAGACUGAGAAUACCAAAAAGGUCAUUCAGUAUUUGGCAGUUGUGGCCUCCUCCCACAAAGGCAAAAAGGACACAAGUGCUAAAACAGAAUCAGGAUCGGGGUUGUCUUUUGGAGAGCUGGAGAAGCAGCUGCUGCAGGCCAACCCCAUCCUGGAGGCCUUUGGUAACGCCAAGACCAUCAAAAAUGACAACUCCUCCAGAUUUGGCAAAUUUAUCCGCAUUAACUUUGAUGUGACAGGCUACAUUGUUGGAGCCAACAUUGAAACCUACCUUCUGGAGAAGUCUCGCUGUAUCCGACAGGCUAGAACAGAGAGAGCCUUCCACAUCUUCUACUACAUGGUGGCCGGAGCCAAGGACAAGUUACGAGAGGACCUGUUGCUGGAGCCCUGGAACAAAUACCGCUUCCUGCUUGAGGGCCACGUCCAGGUGCCAGGCGCCACGGAUGAAGACAUGUAUGAAGAGACCCUGGAGGCCAUGGACAUCAUGGGCUUCACAGACGAGGAGAGGAUAGAUGUCCAAAAGGUGGUCUCCACUGUGCUGCAGCUGGGGAACAUUGAGUUUAAGAAGGAGAGGAACCAAGAGCAGGCCACCAUGCCAGACAACACAGCUGCCCAGAAAGUGUGCCAUCUUCAGGGUAUCAAUGUCAUUGACUUCACAAAGGCUAUGCUGACACCGCGCAUCAAAGUGGGCCGGGAGGUGGUGCAGAAAGCCCAAACCAAAGAGCAGGCUGAUUUUGCAGUGGAGGCCCUGGCCAAGGCCAUGUAUGAGCGUCUGUUCCGUUGGAUUCUCGCCCGCGUGAACAAGGCUCUGGACAAAACCAAACGCCAGGGUGCUUCUUUCCUGGGAAUCUUGGAUAUUGCUGGGUUUGAGAUCUUUGAGGAUAACUCUUUCGAGCAGCUCUGCAUCAACUACACCAACGAAAGGCUGCAGCAGCUGUUCAACCACACCAUGUUCAUCCUGGAGCAGGAAGAGUACCAGAGGGAGGGCAUCGAGUGGAACUUCAUCGACUUCGGCCUGGAUCUGCAACCCUGCAUUGAACUAAUUGAAAGACCGAACAACCCUCCAGGCAUCCUGGCUCUGCUGGAUGAGGAGUGCUGGUUCCCCAAAGCCACGGACGUCUCCUUUGUUGAGAAGCUUGUUAACACACAAGGCAACCACACCAAAUUCUCCAAACCCAAACAGCUGAAAGACAAGACAGAGUUCUCUGUGCUUCACUAUGCUGGAAAGGUGGACUACAAUGCCACAGCAUGGCUGACGAAGAACAUGGACCCUCUGAAUGACAACGUGACUGCUUUACUCAGUAACUCCUCAAAUGCAUUCAUGGCUGAAUUGUGGAGAGACGCCGACCGUGUUGUGGGUCUGGACACCUUAGCCAAGAUGUCGGACAGUGGACCCAGUUCCUCCAAGACCAAGAAGGGAAUGUUCCGCACAGUGGGCCAGCUCUAUAAGGAGUCACUGGCCAAACUGAUGACCACUCUUCACAACACCCAGCCAAACUUUGUCCGCUGUAUCAUCCCCAACCACGAGAAGAGGGCAGGGAAGCUGGAUGCUAAUCUGGUGCUUGAGCAGCUGAGGUGUAACGGUGUGCUGGAGGGUAUCCGUAUUUGUCGGCAAGGAUUCCCCAACAGAAUUGUCUUCCAGGAGUUCCGGCAGCGAUAUGAAAUCUUAGCUGCCGGUCAUAUCCCUAAAGGCUUUAUGGAUGGCAAACAAGCUUGCUGCGUCAUGAUGAAGCACCUUGAUCUGGACGCAAACCUGUUCCGGAUUGGUCAGAGUAAGAUCUUCUUCAGGACAGGAGUCCUGGCCCAGCUGGAGGAGGAGAGAGACAUGAAGAUCACGGUCAUCGUCAUUGCCUUCCAAGCCCAUGCUAGAGGAUUCCUGGCCAGAAAGGCAUUCGCCAAGUUGCAGCAGCAGCUGACAGCUAUGAAGGUCAUCCAGAGGAACUGUGCCGCCUACCUCAAACUCAGGAACUGGCAGUGGUGGAGACUCUUCACCAAGGUCAAGCCUCUGCUCCAGGUGACCAGACAGGAGGAAGAGAUGAGCUUGAAGGACGACGAGCUGAAGAGAGUGCAAGAGUCAGCACAGAGAUUCGAGACCGAGCUGAAGGACAUCACCUUAAAGCACACUCAGAUUGUGGAGGAGAGGAACCAGCUCCAGGAGCAGCUGCAGGCUGAGACCGAGCUGUACGCUGAGGCCGAGGAGAUGAGGGUGCGUCUGGCCAGCAAGAAACAGGAGCUGGAGGAGAUCCUGCAUGAGAUGGAGGCCCGUUUGGAGGAGGAGGAGGACCGCUCCAUCCUCCUGCAGGAGGAGAAGAAGAAGAUGCAGGCGCAGAUGCAGGAUCUGGAAGAACACCUUGAGGAAGAGGAGGAUGCUCGCCAGAAACUGCAACUGGAAAAAGUCACCUGUGAGGGCAAGAUCAAGAAACUGGAGGAUGACCUCAUUGUUAUGGAUGACCAGAACAUGAAGCUACAGAAGGAAAGGAAACUGCUGGAGGAGAGGGUAGCAGACAUGAGCUCCAACUUGGCAGAGGAAGAAGAGAAGUCCAAGAAUCUCACCAAACUGAAGAACAAGCAUGAAUCUAUGAUCUCUGAACUUGAGGUCCGACUGAAGAAGGAGGAGAAGGGCAGACAGGAGCUGGACAAGGCCAAGAGGAAGCUGGAAGCUGAGUCAAAUGACCUGCAGGAGCAGAUAGCCGACCUGCUGGCACAAAUCGCUGAUCUGAAAUCACAGCUUGCAAAGAAGGAAGAAGAGCUCCAGAAUGCUUUGGCCAGGCUGGAAGACGAGUUGGCUCAGAAGAACAACGCCCUGAAGAAGAUCCGUGAGCUGGAGGGACACAUCUCAGACCUGCAGGAGGACCUGGAAUCAGAGCGUUCUGCCCGCAACAAAGCAGAGAAGAUGAAACGCGACCUGGGAGAAGAGCUGGAGGCCCUCAAGUCCGAGCUGGAGGACACACUGGACACCACGGCCACCCAGCAGGAGCUCAGGGCCAAGCGAGAGCAGGAGGUGACCAUGCUGAAGCGGGCGAUGGAGGACGAGAGCCGUAACCACGAAGCCCAGGUGCACGAGAUGAGGCAGAAACACACCCAGGUCGUGGAGGAGCUCAACGAGCAGCUGGAGCAGUCCAAGAGGGUGAAGUCCAACCUGGAUAAGGCCAAGCAGGCCCUGGAGAAGGAGACGUCGGAGCUGCACAUCGAGAUCCGCUCGAUCAACACAGCCAAGCAGGACGUGGAGAACAAGAAGAAGAAGCUGGAAGGCCAGCUGGGUGACCUCCAGUCCAAAUACAACGAGGGGGAGAGGCAGAGGACAGAGCUGAACGACAGAGUCUCCAAAAUAACUGUGGAAUUGGAGGGUGUGACCAACCUUCUCAAUGAAGCAGAGGGUAAGAACAUCAAGCUGAGCAAAGAUGUGGCCAGUCUGACCACUCAGGUCCACGACACACAGGAGCUGCUGGCCGAGGAGACCAGACUGAAGCUGCAGUUCUCCACCAAGCUGCGGCAGAUGGAGGACGACCGCAACGGUCUUCAAGAGCAGCUGGACGAGGAGGCAGAGGCCAAGAGGGCCGUGGAGAGACAUGUCACCACAUUAAACAUCCAGCUGUCAGACUUCAAGAAGAAGCUUGAGGAUAUGUCUGGAAACGUAGAGGCGCUUGAAGAGAACAAGAAGCGACUGCAGCGCGAUCUUGAGGCUUCCAACACACAGUUUGAGGAGAAGGCAGCAGCUCAUGACAAGAUGGAGAAGACCAAGAACAGGCUGCAGCAGGAGCUGGAGGACGUCCUGAUGGAUCUUGACAACCAGAGGACCGUCGUCUCGAACCUGGAGAAGAAACAGAAGAAGUUUGACCAGAUGUUGGCAGAGGAGAAGAGCAUCUCCAGUAAGUACGCUGAUGAGCGAGAUCGGGCUGAGCAGGAGGCCCGUGAGAAGGAGACCAAGGCGCUGUCUCUGGCCCGGGCACUGGAGGAGGCUCAGGACUCACGCGAGGAGCUGGAGAGGGUCAACAAAGGCCUGAAGGCUGAGAUGGAGGACCUGGUCAGCUCAAAGGAUGACGUUGGCAAGAGCGUCCACGAGCUGGAGAAGUCCAAGCGUGGCCUGGAGGCCCAGGUGGACGAGAUGAAGACUCAGCUGGAGGAGCUGGAGGACGAGCUGCAAGCAGCAGAGGAUGCUAAGCUGCGCCUGGAGGUCAACAUGCAGGCCAUGAAAGCCCAGUUUGAGAGGGACCUGCAGGGCAGAGACGAGAUGGGAGAGGACAAGAAGAGACAACUUGUGAAGCAGGUGCGUGAGCUUGAGACAGAGCUGGACGACGAGCGCAAGCAGAGAGCCAGCAUGGCCGCCGCCAAGAAGAAGAUGGAGGGAGACGUGAAGGAUCUGGAGGACCAGAUCGAGACCUCCAAUAAGGGCAGAGAUGAGGCCAUCAAGCAGCUCCGCAAGAUCCAGGCCCAGAUGAAGGACUACCAGAGGGAACUGGAUGAUGCUCGCUCUGCCAGGGAGGAUGUUCUCUCCACCGCCAAGGAAAGUGAGAGGAAGGCAAAGAGUCUGGAGGCAGAACUGAUGCAGCUGCAGGAGGACUUGGCUGCCGCAGAGAGAGGAAAGAAACAAGCAGAGGCUGAGAGAGAUGAGCUUGCUGAUGAGCUUACCAGCAACACCUCUGGAAAGUCAGCCCUUGCAGAUGACAAGCGGAGGUUGGAAGCAAAGAUUUCUCAGCUGGAGGAGGAACUGGAGGAGGAGCAAAGCAACACGGAGAUUGUCAAUGAUCGACUGAGGAAGAGCACGCAACAGGUUGACCAACUGACCAAUGAGCUUCAGUCAGAGCGCUCCACGUCCCAAAAGAAUGAGAGUGCACGGCAGCAAAUGGAGAGGCAGAACAAAGAACUUAAAGCCAAAUUACAGGAGAUGGAGAACCAAGUCAAGUCCAAGUUCAAGUCCUCCAUCUCCGCCCUGGAGUCCAAAGUGGCUCAGCUGGAGGAGCAGCUGGAGCAGGAGAGCAGAGAUAAGCAGACUACUGCCAAGGCCAUGCGUCAGAAGGACAAGAAGCUGAAGGACCUGAUCAUUCAGGUGGAGGAUGAGCGGAAGCAAGCAGAGCAGUACAAAGACCAGGCGGACAAAACCAACGUGCGGAUGAAGCAGCUGAAGAGGCAGCUCGAGGAGUCAGAGGAGGAGUCCCAGCGCAUCACUGCUACCCGCAGAAAACUGCAGAGAGAGCUGGAGGAGGCCAUUGAGGCCAAUGACAACAUGACGCGCGAGGUCAACUCUCUCAAGAGUAAACUCAGACGGGGCAACGAGCCGUCCUUCAGCAGCACGCCCCGGCGCACUGGUGGGGGCGGCCGGAGAACAAUGAUGGACAGCAGUGAUGCAGGUGAGGACGCUGGCGACGUGGGAGGCGAUUACAACGGAACGAAGGGAGAGUAGAGCUGCCCAGCGUCCACCCCAUCGCCCCCCUCUCCUCUGCUGUUUCAUAGACCUGCCCCAUCCAUUCUUAGCACACACACACACUGAAAUUACCUUUAGCUUGCUGGCCAUGCCAAAGCACUGCAUUAAGGCUUCCUUUCACCUCAUGCUGCCCUGUAGUCCAUAGACCUUCUGCAACAUGUGGACAUGGCUAAAUGUUAAUUUAUAUAUUUGUUCCUGCAUGAGCAUGACAUUGGUGGCCCACAAGGCCCAAAUGUUGGCAGUCUCCAAAGAGUAUAAAACAAAACAAAUUUUAUUAUUACAUAACUAUUUUUCCCCACUGUACUUUUCAUUAAACUGCACUGAACUAUUUUAGAAAAUUGGAUAAUUGUGUAUUUUAGUGAUUUACACUUUCUCAGGUACAUCUUAUUGCUUUUCACUUGCGGGGAUACUUUUUUUUCAAAUUUGGAAUGCUUCAGUAGCUUUUAAAGAUCUUAGUAAUGAACACAUAUGUCAAUAAGGAAUGUGUUCCUCAAAGGAUGAACUUCAGAUAAUGAUGAAUGAUAUUUGUGUUGACAGUGACAUUUCCCAUCUCCUAAAUUAAAAUAGACAGAGGCAAUAUCAGCAUCCCCAAGAAACAUUUUCUCUGCACUUUAGUGCAUCACUUCUGUAACCUUGUCUAAACAAUGGACUAGUUGCACGAAAGGCUCUCGGUGAGCUUGUUUGAUUCCUGUGGAGCCAGGUGUGUUUGAACCUCCCGCUAUUCUGAAUGUAAUUAGUGUCUUUACGUCCUUUUUUAUCGUAACGUGCUGAUUCAUUAGGUACAACACCUAACCGAGUCCGUGUAGACACUAAUUACAUUCAGAAUAGCAGCAGGUUCAAACACACCUGGCUCCACUGGAAAUAAAUUAGCUCACCGAGAGCCUUUCGUGUAAUUAGUCAAUUAAUGCCAGAAAAUAACAACAGCAACCAACAACUUGGUUGGUCAGGCUUAGGUUUCAAAUCAGACAUUUGAGUCAUUACCCUCUUUCACUCCAAGGUAACAAAGUGAUGUGCAAUCAUAUUCCACCCUGUAUCACGCAUAUUCUAUACAAACAACUGGUCUCUUCUAGUAACUAAUUUAAUAUAAUCUAAAUAUAUCCUCCGAGCUGUACCACUUCACUAAAACUACAUCAGUUAUUGUAUUUUACAUAAAUUGGCAUAAAUGUCACUAAAAUUAUGAAUUUGUGAAACCACUUGCACUUAAAAUAAAGUUUGACAAAAGCC